Molecule: messenger RNA, 3444 nt
Organism: Talaromyces marneffei
Lineage: Eukaryota; Fungi; Ascomycota; Eurotiomycetes; Eurotiales; Trichocomaceae
Exons: 2
Coding region: 1-3444 (1147 amino acids)
Biological process (GO): positive regulation of GTPase activity; Ras protein signal transduction
Cellular component (GO): plasma membrane
Molecular function (GO): guanyl-nucleotide exchange factor activity; protein binding
Source: RefSeq, a predicted model, not a curated record
AUGGAACAGUCCAGUCACGACGUCGCCCCAUUGAACAUCGUAAAGGGGAGAGCGCGUCCGCCAGUACCUCACCUCAACUUCUCGUCAAGCAGUUCGACCGCCACAAUCGGUCGUACACAAGGACGAAUGACGCCUCCAACAACUCCUCACGCCUCAGAAGACGUCGUCAUGUCCGAGUCUGUCGAAGCUGGUCGUCCUAUAUUUCACAACUACCUUCGCGCAUUCUACCCAUUCCACCCGUCAGGUGCCGUAUCGCCCUCGACAGUCACUCUUCCAUUGAACCAAGGCGACAUUAUUCUAGUCCACUCUGUCCAUGUCAAUGGCUGGGCCGAUGGCACUCUCCUGGAGACUGGUGACCGGGGAUGGCUUCCUACUAACUAUUGUGAAGCUUACGACCAAAUACCUAUGCGUCCACUUUUGAAAGCUCUGACAGAUUUCUGGGAUAUCAUUCGAGGCGGAUGCGGUACCUUUCUUCGCGACUUUGGAAAUCAAGACCUUAUGAGAGGUCUCAUUGCAGGAGUCAGAUUUUUACUGGAGAAAGCAGAGUGUUUGACCCGCGAAGCCCCACUAGUUCAACGAUAUGAUGGAUUACGUCGGAAUCGGAAGGCUCUGCUUGCGGAUCUUUCUUCACUAGUCAAGUCUGCCAAACGUUUGCAAGAAUUGGCUAAUGGUGCUCCCCGAGAUGAGGAAGUGGAACAGGUCCUGGAUGACAUGCUUCUCAAAUCCUUCAAAAUAGUCACUCGCGGGGUACGAUUUCUGGAUGUAUGGAACGAACAUGUCGGCCUUUCAAGAGCUAUCCUGGACCUAGAGCCCAAUGUCGAAGACACCUAUGGCUCACCAGUUCAAACUCCCUCAACCGAAUCGUUCUCCAUCUCUGAACGCAGCGCAACGGCCUCCACAGAAAGAAAUUGGAGUCGUCCCAUACAUAGCCAAGCUUCGAACUACGGAGAAAAUAGCGCGAACUCUGGAUAUACUCGACCCCCAUCAUCAAUCAAAUCAGACCGAGGGAACCGAAUCUCUGUUUCCCAUAGAGUCUCUUACACCGGACCUGCAGCCAGUCAGCGAAAUGCAGAUCUCGCUUCCGUGCGAUUAGGAGCGGCGUAUGAUGCUUUCCUAGGAGUUCUAGGAUCCUUCAUUGGCCUUCACUUGCAAUCACGAUCGUCAACGGAGCUAAUUGUGACUACGCAACAAUCUGUGACCUCCUGUCAGGUGCUUCUUAACCUUGUUGAGGCCAUUUGGGAGCAUGACUUCCAACGGUCUACAGAACUGGGAGAAGCCAAAAAUACCAUGUAUGACCGGAUCGGCGAGCUAGUUUACGCUGCCCGCGAUAUUUUCCGGCCCAAUUCAACUGGCGACGAAGUUCCCUUCAUGCCCGACGAGGGGAAGCGCUUAGUAAAUGCCGCCACAGAUUGUGUGCGAGGAGCUGGUAGUUGUGUACUGCUAGCUCGCGCCGUUUUGGAACAAAUCGGUGAUUUUGAGGUCGUUCUCCCCACAAACACACCAUCAAUCGCAGAAAAUCCGAGUGAGACACCCGAGAAAGUCGAUGUUGAAAUGGAAGACGCCGAACCCAAACCAUCCUCACUACGCUUGUUACCACCGCCAAUCUCGAUCCCCGAGCGCGACUUGGCUCCUGCUACUCCUGCUCUAACUACAGAUAUUACGCCGUCUUCAAUUCUAUCCAGUACCGACUUGCAAAGCCCCAAACUCGAUGUCGAUAUCAACAUUGCUCCACUUGUAAUGAGCGACAUUAGCCCAUCUGACUCGACGUAUCAAGACCAUGUUGCUCAAGAUGAAUCGCAAGCUCUCUACCGCUAUGAGACUCGAGGCACGACAAGUACUGGAAGCUCUUUCACAUAUAAGAGCACUAUUCGUGAUUCGGAAAUGAGCGGUGUAUCACAAACAUCGACACGAGCAACAUCUCCGGAUAUUGGCGGCACUGGCGAUAUUCGUUCCCUCAAGGAAAGCCUUAGCCGAUCAACUUUGGCUGAAGAGGCUGACGAGACGGAAGCCAACAUUUUAGGAAAGACCUAUGCUCAUGAGUUGAUGUUCAAGGAUGGUCAAGUAGUUGGUGGUAGUUUGAGAGCACUGAUUGAGAAGCUUACUGCUCACGAAUCUACUCCCGAUGCGUUGUUCGUUUCUACCUUUUAUCUUACCUUCCGCCUCUUCGCCUCGCCCAUGGAAUUUGCAGAAGCACUUGCCGAGCGAUAUGACUAUAUCGGCGAUACACCCAAUGCAGCCGGACCCGUUCGGUUACGAGUUUACAACAUCUUCAAGGGCUGGCUCGAGACUCACUGGCGCCACGACUGCGAUAUCGUCGCCCUCCCCUUCAUUAUUGAAUUUUCAAAGAACAAGCUGAUGGAAGCUCUCCCCAAUGCCGGAAAUCGACUUGUCGAGUUGGCUGAGAAGGUCUCGACUGCGGAUGGGGCUAUUGUUCCACGGCUAGUCUCCUCAAUCGGCAAGACAAACACAUCAAUCGCACAAUACGUGUCUCCCGAGACUCCACUCCCAGCACCAGUCAUCAGCAAGAGCCAGUUGAAUCUGUUGAAGCAGUGGAAGAACACAGGAUCAGCCAUCAGCAUCCUUGACUUCGAUCCAAUGGAGUUGGCUCGCCAGAUUACCAUCAAAGAAUCAAGGAUAUUCUGCUCAAUUCUUCCCGAAGAGCUUUUGGCUACCGAGUGGAUGAAGAAGAGCGGUUCAUUGGCUGUCAAUGUCCGCGCCAUGUCUACCCUUUCUACCGACUUGGCUAACCUGGUAGCUGAUUCUAUUCUGGAUAUGGUGGAACCCAAGAAACGAGCACUUCUUAUCAAGCAGUGGGUAAAGAUUGCCAACAAAUGUCUUGAAUUGAACAACUACGAUUCUUUGAUGGCUAUUAUCUGUUCAUUGAACUCCUCCACGAUUGUCCGACUGAAGAAAACAUGGGAGCUGGUGUCCCAAAAGACGAAGACAACUUUGGAUUCGUUGAAGGAAGUUGUUGAUGUUUCCCGAAACUACGCUGUUCUUCGCCAGCGUUUGCAAAACUGUGCUCCUCCAACGCUCCCUUUUGUUGGCGUGUACCUUACCGACUUGACCUUUGUCGAUCACGGCAACCCAGCUACCAGAAAUCUCCAAGACGGUGGCAUGACGGUUAUCAACUAUGACAAGCACGUCAAAACCGCCAAAAUCAUCAGCGAGCUUCAACGCUUCCAGAUUCCUUACCGUCUUGCCGAAGUUCCUGAGUUACAGACUUGGAUGCAAGACCAGUUCGUUCGAGUACGCUCGGGAGGCGAAAAGAGCUUCCAAAACUAUUAUCGACGAUCCCUUAUCCUUGAACCUAGAGAGAACCCACGAGCAGGCUCUACCGACGCAGCCGCACCCACUCCUUCGCGCGAGGUUACCAAAGACCGAUUCGAUUUUCUGACUUGGUCUCACAACUCCAAAGCCAAAACCGUGGCAACAACCAGUUAA